Hymenoscyphus albidus is the source of this 2696-nucleotide messenger RNA. The record is from the annotation of a GenBank genome assembly. NCBI's taxonomy places the organism in Eukaryota, Fungi, Ascomycota, Leotiomycetes, Helotiales, Helotiaceae.
UACUGGUACCCAGUAGACUAACUGACCCAAAAGGGAAAAAAGGGUACAUUUCUAGCUUGCCAGUAUGGUUUUCUUCUUUCUUUCAUUGUUCACCAAAUUCACAUAUUAUUCUAGACUGUUUGGGGAUGAGAACACUAGAAAUCUUAGUUAGCUAGUAUCUAGUACCUAUCGGUACUCAGAUGUACCUACAAGAACUGCACCCUCCUCUUGUCCUCCAGGGGUAUCGCUUGAACAGCGGCUAAGUAGAGUACCCACCAAAUAUUUUUAUCUGAAAAAAUACCCCGCCACUCAAGCUUCCACAGAUCACAACACCAACAAUCGCUCUCAUCAACACCAAUACCAUGGGUAAAUCAAAGCCUAGAAAUCGGCAGAGAAAUCGCCAGGAUCCUACCUCAAAGCCGACCAAGCCUCCGUCCGACCCAGAACUCGCAUCCAUCCGUGAACAGCGCAUUCUGCCGGUCCUCAAGGACCUGACCAGCGCUGAUCUCGCGACCCGAUCGUCUGCAGCAAUUGCGAUUGCCAAUUUGAUUGAAGACGCCAAAUGCCGAAAGUUGCUACUUCGGGAAAAGAUUGUGCAAGUACUCUUCGAACAAACUCUUACUGAUUCUAGCUUGGAAACGAGAACUUCCGGAUGGGGAAUCUUGAGAAAUCUUGCCUUGGAAGAGGAGGCGGAUUUCUGCAUACAUUUGUAUAGACAGGAUAUCUUGACUGCGAUUGAGGGUACCAUUAAAACUGUACGUUAAAUCUUGUCCAUUGUUCUGAAAAUACUAAUCAUACAGGUAAUCCAAACAAUUGAAUCGACUGAAGUCCCCUUCUCGAACCUCCCGAAACCCCACCAAGAACUUGCUUGGAAUCUAACCAGCUCCCUAAUAAGUCUGCUUUCAUCCUUGUCCGAAGCCCAAGAUGAGAUUGUUGAGGCUAUUUCGAAACUUCCUACCAUCCUCAAUUUCCUCUUCGGCUUGCUAGCAUUCGAACUUACUCCACCGGAAGUUUCCAAUGAAGUUUUGUCGUGUCUUACAACACUAACAGAGGACAAUAAGCCGACAGUUCAACAAAUUGUGGAUAAUGGAGAUUGGGUUAAAGGGCUCAUGCAACUAAAGGACUCAAAAACUCCACUUGCAGUGACGGCAUGUGGAACGUUGCAUAAUAUCUUUUCCACUAAGGGAUGGUCUGAUCACGAUAGACCUAUUGAUGGGGCAUCAGAUGCAGCUUUAAUUCCUACACUUGUUCACUAUAUGGAGACCUCUGUCGCCAAUAUUAAAGCUACCAACGGACACUCCACCAAUUCGACCCCUGACCAAAUCCUUCAAUUGGCACUGGAAAUUACCGCAUCCAUUGCAACUAGCCUCCAGGAAGCUUUAGAACAUGGACAUGAGAAGGAGUUCAAAGGUUUCGACGAUCCAAUAGACACCGAAGAUAUGAAUGACGAUAAUGAAGAGGAUGAGGCUGGUGAGGAGGGCGAUGACGAUGAAAUGAACGAUGAUGAAAUUGCAGCAGAUAUGGACUUGGUAACAAGAGACCGCCCAGACGAGGACAGCGAUGAGCCAACACUUGAACUUCUCAUGCGAACCGCGACCCCAAAAAUACUCGCUAUGGCAGCAGGUAUAACCCACAACGACGUAAUCCGAGAUUGUGCCAUUUCCACCCUUAACAAUAUUGCCUGGACAGUUUCGAGCAUUGAUUUUUCUAACAGUCAACUUGACAUUAUACAAAAGGUGAGGGAUUUUGAAGAGUUCUCCACUCUGGGUCUUAUUCUAAGUUGAAACAAUUACAAGAAAUGGCAAUGCUAACUCAAACAUCUCACAGUUUUGGGCUACAAUGGCUCAAAGUAUAUGGAGCUCAACAAUCUCCCCAGUUCUAGCAUCUGAUACUGCCGACAUUGAUCUUGCUUCCAUAAUCACCAGUCUUGCUUGGGCAAUAUCUCGAAGUGUUCGUGGUGUGAUCGAGCUCAAACCGGACGAGCCGAAGAAGUUUAUGGCAUUGUAUCAGGCUUCAAAGAAUAUUGAUACAACUGCAGAGUCUCAGGCCAAUGGAAAUACAAAGGCUGAAGAAAGUCCUGAUCUAUUCCAAGGUCUCGGAGUCAAAGUAAGUGAUGGGAAUUGUCUUCCAUCCUACGAGAGCUGUCAAUCUUAUUUUGCGCCCUCUUGCACCACAUUUUCUCCAACUGGCAAUAACUGACUUUUCUACUCUAGUGUAUCGGGGUAUUGGGAAGUCUCGCCGUCGACCCAGCACCCAUUGAACUCAAUCGUGAGAUCGGAAUAUUCCUCAUCACUACUCUAGCAGCUCUACCUGAUACCCCUGCCGCUAAUGCAGUAGAGGCCCUAAACCAAGUUUUCGACAUCUAUUCCGACAAAAGCUGCGCAUUUGACGAACCCGUAUUUUGGGGUAAUGGUUUUUACAAGCAUCUAGAGGAUAUCUUACCAAAAGCUAGGAAGAUGGCCAAGUCAAUUGACAAGAGGAAGUUUGAGGAGCUUCGUGCGAGGGCUGAUGAGGCGGUUCUUAACUUUGGACGGUUCUUGAAGUACAAAAAGACUGAGCAUGAGAAAAUGGAGACGUAAUAAAAUCUGUCGUGUUGUUGCUUUGGUGGGAAGGAUCUUCGCAAAAGUUGAUGCUCUGUUUUGAGAGGUUGAGAUUCCCCAGUUUGUUACCUGGAGACGUAGUAUAGUUCAAAUGAAAUGAAGGACAGUUGAUUAUCC